ACUAUGCAAUUCCAGGAAUAGUGUAGGGGUGUGGCUGCACGAGCGCGUGACCAAAUUGGUGAAUCUUUUCCCCUUUUCUGGCUGCACCAACUCUACUUGUCGGAUCUUGCCCGUAUGGUAUGGAGGUCGCCGGAGCCGCGUCCCCGAGGUCGCCGGAAUCCCACGUGGCGCUGCCCCGUCCGCCUCCACAGCCACCGGAGAAGGAUUCAUGCAAAGAUACAGGAGACAUGGUGAUCACGGAGGAAAAGCCAUGCACAGAUCAGGAGUUAGAACUUGGUCAAACGAAUAGUUCUAGUGAGUGUGAGAAUCCGAUCCCCAGCAAUGAUGAGAUGAUUCGAUCAGAGUCCAAAUUGGAAACAGCUAAAACUGAUGGCGAUGGAUUGAGCGGGGAGAGGGUUCUGAAGAAGCCAGACAAGAUCCUGCCGUGUCCUCGUUGCAACAGCAUGGAUACAAAGUUUUGUUACUACAACAACUACAACAUUAAGCAGCCAAGACAUUUUUGCAAGAGUUGUCAGAGAUACUGGACUGCAGGUGGAAGCAUGAGGAACAUCCCGGUCGGUGCUGGUAGACGCAAGAGUAAGAGCUCCAGUACGAAUUGCCGCAGCAUAUUGAUUCCAGGCAGCAGUUUAGCCACUCCUGUUGCAGAUGCUUCCCUCUUUCCAUUAUCUAUCAAAGGAAGCCAAACAGCAGUUAGUUUGAGGCCUGAUUCCCCUCUCUGCCACUCCACGGUGUCUGUGCUGAAGAUUGGAGAGCAGAGUAAGAAUGCCAACCCUGCCUCAACAGCGCAACCCAGAAAUGGAGAAAACCAGACCUGUGUGCCUUCGACUACAACAUCAGAUAGUCCUCGGAGUGAACCACUUAAAGGAACAGUUAGCGGACAUCAAAAUGGAAUUAUUGGGCAUUGUAAUGGAGUCACCAUGCAUCCCAUACCAUGCCUCCCUGGUCCUCCUUUUGUGUACCCAUGGAAUUCAGCAUGGAAUGGCCUUCCUGCCAUGGCAGCACCGGUGUGCCCAGCCCCAGCUGAAGCAGCAAAUUCUUUAGAAAAUGGCAACACAAGUAAUGUUCAAUGGAAUAUGCCAACAAUGGUGCCAUUAAUGCCACCAGGCUUCUGUGGUCCGCCGAUUCCGUUUCCAGUAAUGCCACCUGCUGUUUGGCCAUUCAUUACUCCUUGGCCUAACGGAGCAUGGAGUGCGCCAUGGCUUGGACCUAGCUCUUGUGUGUCUGCAGCAUCUCCCAGAAGCAAUAGCGCAUGUUCAGAUAGUGGCUCUCCUGUCCUGGGAAAACACUCGAGGGAUUCCAAACCUCAAGGUGAUGAGAAGGUAGAAAGAUGCCUGUGGAUUCCAAAAACACUUCGGAUCGAUGAUCCCGAUGAAGCUGCAAAGAGUUCAAUCUGGACCACCCUUGGGAUUGAACCUGGUGAGCGAGGCAUGUUUAGACCAUUUCAGUCCAAACCUGAAAGUAGAGAGCAGAUAUACGGUGCUGCUCGAGUCUUGCAAGCAAAUCCAGCGGCAAUGUCGCGCUCGCAAUCUUUUCAGGAGACUGCAUGAUAAUAUUGUACUUGUCUGAUAUUUCUCAAAGAAGUUAAAUUAAGAAAAUGCUAUAGUCUGAACAAUAAUUGGCAAUGUAAGUGCUGCUAAUGUCCAAGGCAGCACACCUGUACUAUUGGAAGAGUAUUCUCACAUUUUCUGUGAUUUGCUUGUAGAGCAUGCACCAACCUAUUGGGUUCAUGAUCAGGUUUCCAGCAUGUGUUUGGUUGUACAAGAAUAAUUGUUAAUAGCUUCCUUAAAGAAUUGUAUUCUGCUGACCCUUCAGCAGUGCUGUUAAGAGGC
Molecule: messenger RNA, 1829 nt
Organism: Phragmites australis (common reed)
Lineage: Eukaryota; Viridiplantae; Streptophyta; Magnoliopsida; Poales; Poaceae
Product: cyclic dof factor 1-like
Exons: 2
Coding region: 120-1547 (475 amino acids)
Biological process (GO): regulation of DNA-templated transcription
Molecular function (GO): DNA binding; DNA-binding transcription factor activity
Source: RefSeq, a predicted model, not a curated record